CUCACCCCUAGCAGGCAGACUCGCCCCGCCCACAGUUGCCCUGGCAACCGCGCCGCGCUCAGUACGUUUGGGUUGCUCGGCCCCGCCUACUGGCCGUGCGUACGUGCGUCGUCUCUAUGGUGGCGGUGGAUUCGCAGGGACCUCAAGAUUCCGCAGUCAGGCAAGCGGAUCUGCAGGAUGUUCCGCCGGGAGCGCUCCAUUCCCCUUCGAGGUUCGGCCGCUGCACUGUGCAACAACCUCAGUGUGCUGCAGUUGCCCUCCCGCAACCUCACACAUUUUGGGGUAGUCCAUGGACCCAGCGCCCAGCUUGUCAGCGCUGCCCCUGAAGGUGUGCCCUUGGCCCAGCGCCAGCUCCACGCUAAGGAGGGAGCCGGAGUGAGCCCUCCGCUUAUCACCCAGGUCCAUUGGUGUGUCCUCCCCUUCCGAGUGUUGCUGGUACUCACCUCACAUCGAGGAAUACAGAUGUACGAGUCAGAUGGCUCUGUCAUGGUCUAUUGGCAUGCACUGGACUCUGGAGAUGCAUCUCCAGUACAGGCUGUGUUUGCCCGAGGGAUUGCUGCCAGUGGCCACUUCAUCUGUGUGGGAACAUGGUCGGGCCGGAUACUGGUGUUUGACAUCCCAGCCAAGGGUCCCAACAUUGUACUGAGUGAAGAGCUGGCUGGGCACCAGACACCAGUCACAGACAUUGCCACUGAACCUGCCCAGGGACAGGACUGUGUGGCUGACAUGGUGACGGCAGAUGACUCAGGCUUGCUGUGUGUCUGGCGGUCAGGGCCCAAAUUCAAAUUAUUGACCCGAAUUCCAGGAUUUGGGGUCCCAUGCCCUUCCGUGCAGCUGUGGCAUGGGACAGUAGCAGCAGGCUAUGGGGAUGGGCAGGUGCGUCUGUAUGAGGCCGGCACAGGAACUCUGCAUGUCCAGAUCAGCGCCCACGCCCGGGCCAUCUGUGCCCUGGACCUGGCUCCCGAGGUGGGCAAGCUUCUCUCUGCAGCUGAAGACACCUUUGUACACAUCUGGAAACUGAGCAGGAGCCCAGAGAGUGGCUACACUGAGGUGGAACACUGUCAUGGUGAGUGUGUGCCUGACACCCAGGUGUGUGGUGCCCGAUUCUGUGACCCCUCGGGGAGCUCCUUUGCUGUGACUGGCUAUGACCUCGCUGAGAUCCUGAGAUUCAGCAGCGUGUGAGAGAAGAGCAGUCCUCCUUUCUCCCUGUGGUGUUUAUAAAGUACCCCUCCUCCCA
Molecule: messenger RNA, 1237 nt
Organism: Neofelis nebulosa (Clouded leopard)
Lineage: Eukaryota; Metazoa; Chordata; Mammalia; Carnivora; Felidae
Gene: WDR54
Product: WD repeat domain 54
Exons: 10
Coding region: 178-1182 (334 amino acids)
Biological process (GO): cilium assembly; cilium-dependent cell motility; sperm axoneme assembly
Molecular function (GO): protein binding
Source: RefSeq, a predicted model, not a curated record